Molecule: messenger RNA, 1554 nt
Organism: Pungitius pungitius (ninespine stickleback)
Lineage: Eukaryota; Metazoa; Chordata; Actinopteri; Perciformes; Gasterosteidae
Product: aurora kinase A- and ninein-interacting protein
Exons: 4
Coding region: 161-1420 (419 amino acids)
Biological process (GO): spindle organization
Cellular component (GO): centrosome; spindle pole
Source: RefSeq, a predicted model, not a curated record
CACCAACGUUAAAGCUUUUGUUACAGCAAAUAACAGCUUUCAAGGCUUAAUUACAUCGUUUUCAGUCAGUCAACCUCUACGGGAGCCUAUCGUCGAGGCGCCAGACUCAAACGGUAUCGGGGCCGAAUUUCUGGAUAAGAUCUGUUCUUCACACUCGGCCAUGAAGACCUCUAAACCGUCGCUGCAGACCUCUGCUGAAGAGGAAUGUGGUAUUUGGCUGGAUACUGUGCAACUGAAAGGAAAAGCUAAACAGAAACGACUGGCCCGUCCCAUCUCUAAACAGCUGAAUCCCUUUGCUGGAGGCGGAGGAUACAGUUUGGCUGUGGCACUCAAUUUCACCCAGACUAAAAUGGAGAUGCCAAAGACCAAACAGAGCUCUAUCUCAACUUUUUUUGCACCUCGGGACAGAGUUCUCAAACAGAUGUCUAAUUCCAAAAUACCAAACACGGAUCCAGUGCAGCCUUCUCCAUCUUCUACCUCGGCCACACAUGUCGUAACCUCACCCACACCCGCAGCACUGGGAACAAAACGAAGACUUGAAAUGUCUGACUUUGACAGCUCUGUGCCUGGAGUGAAUCGUGAGGCGAAGACGGAACAUCUGGCUGAGAGGGAAGCAGCACAGUGGCAGGCAGCAGAAGAGCAAAUGGAGGAUAUAAAUCCACCACAGAGUAAGAGGAGGUUAAUUGCAGCCUUCUCAUUGCCAUGUGAUAGUCAACCUCCACAGGCGUGGAGUCAGGACCCAUUGCUCACCUGUAGCCAAUAUUGUGAAAGUGAAUUCUACCUGCCUGAAAAAGGGCAAAAAAACAUUUUAGCAAAGAAUGUUUGCGACUCUGAACCAGCUUUUCUUACUUGUCUGCAAAGUGAGGACACCUUUGGUAUUCAGAAUAACUUGGAAGCUAGGACCUCGACUCAAGAAUCCUUUGAACAGUUUCAUUCUUCUCAAAUGGAUCAAGGGAAAGAAAACAGAAGGUUUUUGUCCUUCAAGUCCCCAAGAAAGCACUCAUCUCUCUUUCAUAUUGAACCCCUUUCAGAUCAUAAAUGUACAAAGCCCAAAACUGCAUCGCCUCAAAAAAAUGUUCCAUUGUGCAUGCGUAAAAGCGCUGCUAAAGAUGAGAGCCUUGAGUCACAUUUUAAUUGGACAAAGCCGAGCAGCUCUCCUUUAAAGAAAACAGCACCGACGGUUUCGUGCACAGUGGUCGAUGAGGACAGUCUGGCCAUGUUGUUCACACAGGACUCUGAAGGCUUCAGGGUGAUUGCACACAGAGGUCUGCAAGCUAGGAGUCCACUCAAAAACAAGAGUAACAUAAGCUCUGUGAUGGUUAGAACAAGCACUUACAAAUCUCUUGUUGAGGAGGAGGAUGAAGAAGACAAGAUGCUCUUUACUCAAGACUCUCAGGGAAAUACUGUAAUCAAGCACUAAGAGAUGUUAAAACCUUUGUGUUUUAUAGUGCAAAAAUUCAUGUCUCAUCCGUGCAACCAGAGCUUGAAAUCAGUUCACUUGAUAUUAAGCUACUUUCAAACUGAAAGCAUUUUCAUUAUAUCUCUAUUGUCUUU